Molecule: messenger RNA, 684 nt
Organism: Triticum turgidum subsp. durum (durum wheat)
Lineage: Eukaryota; Viridiplantae; Streptophyta; Magnoliopsida; Poales; Poaceae
Source: the annotation of a GenBank genome assembly
AUGAUGAAUGUGCUCUCCAGCGGCAACCCCCAGAACCUGCGCAUAAUCCAUCAGCACGACAUUUCAUUAUGUCCACGGCGGAGCAGCUCGGCCCAGCUCGCAGUCACCGUGCACCCUCCUAGCCGCACCAGGAGGCCAUCCUCAGGCUCCUUCCACCGCGGCGCCGUCGUCCCGGUCAGGGCCGUCGCCGACGGCGGCGGCGAGUCCAGCAGCGGCAAAGACGACGACGACGACGACGACGAAGAGAAGCGAAGAAAAGACGACGAGGAGGGGACAUCGUCGUCGGCGUCGAGGCGGAACCGGGAGGAUCUGGAGCGGCUGGUGGGGGCGCCGGCCGACGACGGCUUCAGCGGGCUCGACCUGGCCACGCUCAUCCGGAAGCGCUACGGGCGGAGCUACGACGUGACGCUCAUCCGCAAGGAGUUCAUGGGGCGGAACCUGCUGGCGAUGAACGUGAUGUGGAAGUACCGGGAGCAGCGCUCCUUCCCGCUGACGGAGGAGGAGUACCUGCUCCGGCUCGACGACGUGGCCAACACGCUCCGCUCCUGGGGCGCCGUCGCCCACGUCCGCAACUCCCUCGAGACCACCAAGGACCGCCCCCGCAUCGGCAAGGCCGUCAGCAUCUUCAUCGACGUCGACUCCGCCGGCGGCGGCAACCGCUCCGACGAAUGGAUCUACAAGUGA